Molecule: messenger RNA, 1593 nt
Organism: Anthostomella pinea
Lineage: Eukaryota; Fungi; Ascomycota; Sordariomycetes; Xylariales; Xylariaceae
Source: the annotation of a GenBank genome assembly
AUGGCCGACUACGACCUAUCCCAGCUCGCUUCCACGGUCCCUGGCUUUAUUAACGGGCUGUCCAGGAGAAGAAAACCCCAGGACCCCGCUUCCCUCGAGCUUGACUUCUAUUUUGACUUUUCCCUGUUCUAUGGCGAGACCCGGGGAGCGGAUCCUGACGCUCGGAGCCGCUCUGAUGCCUCCUCCACCCCAGAACUCACUUCUGGCUCGUCAGAAGAAGACGGUGCCCCUUCUCCUGGACCCAACGUUGACACCUUCCGUCUCAAAGCCGCCGUGAAGCAGGCAAAGCAGCAGGAUGAUCAUUUCACCGUCCCUCAGCGCGAACUUAGGCCCAAGGAUGCACAAUACCCGUCCAAGAUCCACCUAGACAAUGCAGCAGGCCCAAGCUUCUCAACUAUGCCAGAUGUCCACGUCCCUGCUGGGAACGGCUACAUCUCCUCGUCGCCUUCUGGUAGAGCUCCUCUCGGGUUCGAUACCUCGACGGCGAGGGACUCGAUGUCAAGCCGUGGUAAACGGUGCAGCCCUUUGCAGAACCCAGAGAAGGUCGCCGGCUGUAACGAAGGAGGUCCAUGCUCAAGUUGCGUCAACGACGCAGCAAAGCUCUGUGCCAAUGAUUGCCCCGAUCUCGCCAAGACAAUGUGCUUCCGACAUUUGCUCCCUUCGGGUGGCUCUGUGUUUCAGGCAAUCUGCAAGGCGGGUAUGCCUCGUCCACAAUACGCGUCCUCGAGUGCGACUCGGGGACAUUCGUCCACUUGGCAUGUCUCGUUCGAACCGGUCGCUCCAACAUUCCAACCUUUACAUAUAUCUGUCAAAUAUGCCGAGGGGCAGUCGACGCAGGAAUGCGUCCUAGACGCAUGUGCUCUCCAGGAGAGCCGCAUGAUUCAGUGGGCAUCAUCUCAGAUGUGCAAGGAAGGCAACAUCGACUUCCAGUCAGCUCUAGAUAUCCUCCUCGUCUAUUGCGCUGGGAAAGGCCGACUGUUCCUGCCUCACUUUGAGGUCACCAAGAAAGUUCACGAAUUGAGGUGCAUGUACAAGAUCUGGCGGCAGAGAAAGUUCUUCGUCUGCCAGCCGUAUCCUGGGUGUGAGAUGCAAGAGCUGUCGAACUCGGUCCAUCAGGCACUGAGAAACAUCGUGAAGUCAAGGAUGAAGAGCCUGGAGGUCGAUGUCUUGGAACACCUCGGAAAGCUUCCCGGUAAACUGAAGCCAGCUGAGCGCUUGCCGGUCUGGGCGUGCUUCAUGCAACUCAUACUUCUUUACCGUGAUGUUUCCAGUAUGCUUGAGUUACGAGAAUCGUAUCACUUGCAAGAAGUGCAGCAUGUAGCCAACGACCUUUUCAGCCACCUAGUCGUGAUGUGUGCUCAUCACUUCGGGAAGCAUAAACCGGAACCAGUGUCUGAAGAUGGGGGUGCCAUCAAGAACCAACUGAACGGGCAAUUCAAAGUUGUUGAAAUUCGGCGCGGCGAGUUUUGCGACUAUACUCGCGAGUACCCUAACACGCUCGACCGCCUGUUCAACACUUUUCUCGCUGAGCCACAAAAGCGCUCGAAGCGAUCAGGAGGUCCGGCGGCGAAACGAGCGAGAGUGUCCGUCUAA